Molecule: messenger RNA, 912 nt
Organism: Laetiporus sulphureus 93-53
Lineage: Eukaryota; Fungi; Basidiomycota; Agaricomycetes; Polyporales; Laetiporaceae
Product: phosphatidylinositol N-acetylglucosaminyltransferase
Exons: 6
Coding region: 1-912 (303 amino acids)
Biological process (GO): GPI anchor biosynthetic process
Cellular component (GO): glycosylphosphatidylinositol-N-acetylglucosaminyltransferase (GPI-GnT) complex; membrane
Source: RefSeq, a predicted model, not a curated record
AUGACAGAAGCCGCAUGGGAAGCGGAAUGGGACAGAGUGCUAUGGAAGAAGAAAUCAUACCCGGAUAACUACGUGCCAAAGUCGUUCCUAUCGUCUCUUUCCAGGAAUUCUAACUUCGUACCAUACACGUAUUGGUAUCUAGUCCGCGCGUCCUGCGCGAUCAGCCAGCACCUCGCCACAAUCUUCAUCUUCCUUGCUGUAUUCAUUCAGUUGAAUGAGAGCAGAUUGGAUGCUCGUGUUCUCAUAUGGAUGUCUAUUGGUGCAUUCAUUACGGGAUAUGCCCUAUGGGAGCUGGUCGACUGCCGUAGUGACAGCAAGACGUCAACCGGGGCAAAUCAUGCCAAAGCCAUGAAGUCAUCUAUAUUGGUCUUUCUGGCCCUCAUGGCAUUGUCUCCGGUAUUGCGCACUCUGACAGCUGCGACGUCCUCAGAUUCCAUAUGGGCGUUGUCAGCAGGUCUUUUCGUGCUGAGCGCACUACUGGCGGAUUAUACCCCUCUUCGUGCUUAUAUCCAUCACCAGGAGAGGUUGACAUCAGUGCUGUCUAUGAAUGCUGCAAUCUCUUCAGCCGUAGUUCUCGCUUCCCGAUUGCCGGAUGACCAAUCGGUUUUUGCGCUCAUGCUGUUCUCCGUGCAGCUAUUCGCUCUAUUUCCCAUCUUGCGCCGUCGCUUACAGACCGGUCCCGGGUUCUUACAGGGAUUUGUGACGCUUAGCUUGUGCGGAUCUUCAGUUCGCCUGGCAGCUUCUGUGUCACGCAUCGGGACCUGUCUUGUCUUCAUAUCACUCAGCUUUGUGAUGUUCGUAGGGCCGGGAGUUCUGAUCUGGGCGCAGAAGUACAAAAAUGAGAUUAGGGGCACAUGGGAUCCAGCCGUGCCUGUCCUUAACAAGCCCGACAGGUUCGGAGUCACUCCUUAG